Dunckerocampus dactyliophorus (ringed pipefish) is the source of this 2987-nucleotide messenger RNA. Its product is annotated as PX domain-containing protein kinase-like protein. Gene Ontology annotation, biological process: endosome to lysosome transport; protein targeting to lysosome; protein phosphorylation. Gene Ontology annotation, molecular function: ATP binding; protein kinase activity; phosphatidylinositol binding. The record is from RefSeq and is a predicted model, not a curated record. Gene Ontology annotation, cellular component: late endosome; early endosome; extrinsic component of endosome membrane. The coding region runs from base 162 to 1868 and encodes 568 amino acids. The transcript is spliced from 18 exons. Lineage: Eukaryota; Metazoa; Chordata; Actinopteri; Syngnathiformes; Syngnathidae.
CGCCCUCGUAAUCUCCGGUUCCGGACACAUUGGCGCUUUAGCUCUUGAUUACCGUGAAUCGAAACUGCACUUUCUCUCCAGCCGAGCUCCAGGUUUGAUUCCACUGGUUACAAGCUGACAGUCCGGCGUUGGGAUCAACACUUAACCGUUCACCCUCCGGGAUGUCUUACCUGGAGAAGCCAGCCCCAGGGAGGCUGUUGCUGGACGACACAGUUCCCCUGACGGCGGCAAUCGAAGCAAGCCAGAACCUGCAGUCCCACACGGAAUACAUCAUCCGUGUCCAGAGGGGAGUGUCCUCAGAGAACAGCUGGCAGGUAGUGCGGCGCUACAGUGAUUUUGACGCUCUCAACAACAGCCUGAUGGUGUGCGGUGUCAGCCUUCCUCUCCCGCCUAAGAAGCUGAUCGGAAACAGGGACCGGGAGUUCAUAGCAGAAAGGCAGAGAGGCCUGCAGGCCUACCUGGAUGCCAUUACCCAGCAUCCUUUGCUCUGCAGCGCUCUGCCUGUCAAGAAGUUCCUGGACCCAGACAACUACGCUGCCAACUACACAGAGAUUGCCCUGCAGCAGGUCUCCAUGUUCUUCAGGUCAGACCCCAACUGGGAAGUUCUGGAGCCUCUCAGAGAUGUUGGCUGGAGGAUCAGGAAGAAAUAUUUCCUCAUCAAAAACAAAGAACAAAGCAAAGAGCGGUAUAUGCUGAGCUGGGUGGACCUGGGCCCUGAUAAGUUCCUGUCAGACAAAGACCUGCACUCUGCCAUGAAGCUGCUCACCAGCCUCUCGAGUCCGUACAUGUCUCCAUUGUUUUUCUCCAGCACCAGUGAGUCUUCAGCACUUCUCAUCAGGCCUUUCAAUGAGGCCGGCUCACUCAGAGACCACAUUUGUAAGGUGAAGCCCAGAGAGAACUACUUGAAGAAGUACGGCAACCCCAAGAAGUGUCAGGGUCUUGAACUAGCGCACAUCAAACUGUAUGGCCGCCAGAUACUGGAGGGCCUACGACUCCUCCACGACAGUGGUUUAUUUUUUGGCCACCUGCACGCCUCAAAUGUGACGGUGGACCAGGGCAUGUGUCGACUGAUGGACGUGGAGAACGGCAUUCUGGGAGUUCCCUCUGCCCUGCGACCUGCUUUCACCCACUUCAAGAAGAUUAACACGACAGAAAGCAUUGAUGUCUUCUGCUUUGGCCAUUUACUCUAUGAGAUCACUUAUGGCCAACCACCUGAUAGCAUUCCCAUUGACCACUAUCCCACCAUUCCCUACACUGCUGUGGUAUCAGUGCUGCAGUCCAUCCUGUCCACAGAGGCGUGUAAGUCAGGGAUGCCCACAGUGUUGCAGCUCAUCCAGACGCCACUGUUCAGUGACAUCCCGCUACAGCACUCAGAAAAAAUCCAGAUCAAGGUCCCUAGCAGACUGAAGGACGCACUGAAGACAGCCAAGGAGCGUCUCGAGAAGCGCUUGCAGGAGGAGCAGAGAGUGCUCCGCCAGCACAGGAGGCUGACCAGAGCUCAGUCUCAUCACGGCUCAGAAGAGGAGAGAAAGAGGAGGAAGAUUCUAGCGAGGAAGAAGUGCAGACAGUCCACUUAUGAGAAUGAAGAUGACGUCUCUGUUAGGAACAAUAAUAACUCUGGCUCUGGUGCCAGUUCCCCUCCCACGUGCCCAUCCUCCCCCACCCCCCCACCCUCCACAGGUGGUCAGACAGCCCCUCCUCCUCCACCCCUCCCUCCUUCCCCUCCUAUGCUGGACACCUCCUCCACAUCAUCCUGCUCUGAAGGACCAGGCGGAGGUCGCACCGCGCUGCUGAGCUCUAUCCAGACCUUCAGUAAAGGCAAACUGAAGAAGGCCCAGACAACAGACCGUAGUGGGCCCGUCUUCUGACCCCGCUCUGACUGGAGCACCGUGCCACUCCCUGACAUGUGAAGACACAUCCUGUAAAAUUAACCAAAUCUACAGUUUUUUUGUUUUUUUUCUUCGGGUGGCGAGUGUAAAUCCUGAUUUAUCUCCCGCCUGAUGAAUGCUGGAGAACUCAACACGAGACUAGUGGCCUCUUCUGGUCGACCAGGUUGGUUUUUUGCAUCAGCAAACCUGCUCAGUGGGUUGAUGUCAUGGCGCUAUCCAGCUUCCAGGCCUGGAACUGCAGCUUCCCUUUUAAUCUCUGACCUGGACAUGCAACAUAUAAUGUUUCAACUGAUUAGGUUGUUCUGUUGCAGUACAUCAAAAAAUAACUUUGUGAGGCAAAAAAAAUCCCCCAAAUGAUUUUUGGUCAACACAGAACUUGGAAAUGGUGGAAAGGAUUAAUGAUCUUAUAUUAUGAGGAAAUGCCCAGUGGAUACCAUGUGAUCUCCAUUUUGUGUUGUUUUUAACCAAGAAAAAAAAAAGCCAAACAAAAAUUUGAUUUUUUUUUUUUUUUUUUACUUUCAGAUAUCCACACAAAAACUUGCUACAUUUGGAGAUACGUGCUUCUGAUGUGUUUUUUGGGGGCCAGUCAGUUUGCAUCAUUUCCAUUAAUUUUAAUCUUGCUUGCUAAUUCUAGUCAUCAUUCCAGGAUCAUCCAGUUCUUUGACUUAAAGUGUGAGCGUGUCUUUCCUUCACUGGCCUCGACAUGUAGCUCCGCGAGACAAUUUGUGUUUUAACGAUGUGAUGUUUAAAUAUUAAGAGCUUCUAUUCUUUCACUGUGCCAUACAUGAUAUGAUCCUUGUGCCUCUAAGAAUGUUUGAAUGUGUUCAGGAUGAUUAGAACACAGUACGUCAUCACUCGUGGACGUAAACCUGAUGACUGCUUUCAAAAGGAUGUUGGAGAAUUUUUUUUAAAAAACGGAAAAUGACUGUGGGUGUGAAUGUUGUAAGUGCCAUGGCUUUUUUUCAUGACCCAGUGCAAUCCAGUUCAGUGAGUCUGUCAUUGAAUUGCGUUUGAAUAUUUCUCUGCAGCACUUUACCCCAAGGCAACUUUGUCACAUCAAUAUACAAAAUAAACUCCCAGUAAGUGUUGGAUGAAUAA